AUAUACGGGUUUAGAGUCCAGAGCACAGGGCAAGCACGGCAAGAACAGUCCAGACUGCAUCCGUGCUCAUGUAAGCCCAGAGCCGAUCGUAUUUCCCCUUCCGGCACCUCCCUCGGGCCUCGCUCUCAACUGGACCACAGAAGUUGUUAGAACGCCUCGACACACACAUGCUCCUUGCGCUCGUACCUCUCCUCGCAGCCCGCCUGGCCGCUGCGGCGGACGGCCAGCUCAAUCUCCUGCACAGAAUACACGGUCCAGACGUUCCAGAGCAACCUUUCGUCCUCCGUGCCUCCAUAGACCCCUCCACUCGCCAAUAUACACCAGCACCCCAAUUACAAGACGCCCUUGGCCAGUUCUACAACGAUGUGAGGGAAAACAAGGCCGCCCUCUAUCAGGUCUCAUUCCAGGCCGUUCCCGCAGGCGCUCCUGAUCAUCUCGCUGUCGAGCGUCUCGAUAUUUCUUCUGUCAAAGCAUGCCAUAUUCCGAUUGCAUCUGCAGACUACAUUACUCUCCACCUAGACCGUGCAGGCACGCCUUUCCACAUAGAUUAUUUCCUCGCGGACAUCCCCGCAUCUGGCGCCUGCCCUUCCACAAAGCAGCUCCGGACGCGGAAUCUGGACCAGGCAACUUUCCUCCACCCGUCUAAUACUACCAUUAACGUCCGACAUGCGACCGGCCCUCCAUUACCCGAGUUACGCGUGCCUCCCCCGCUCUCGCCCAAGGGCCAGGUAAUCCCUCCAGAGCCGGAAAAGUCCUUCAUUCAGAAAUACUGGAUGUAUAUUGUUGCCGCUCUUUUCGUACUCAUAUUCGCUGGCGGUCCACCGCCCGAGGAUGACGGUGGUCGGGCUUCGGGAGGUCGUUGA
Fomitiporia mediterranea MF3/22 is the source of this 863-nucleotide messenger RNA. RefSeq lists its product as uncharacterized. The transcript is spliced from 4 exons. The record is from RefSeq and is a predicted model, not a curated record. The coding region runs from base 168 to 863 and encodes 231 amino acids. NCBI's taxonomy places the organism in Eukaryota, Fungi, Basidiomycota, Agaricomycetes, Hymenochaetales, Hymenochaetaceae.